UCAGUGUUGCCCACCCACGCCCGAACCCAAACCAAAGGUAAGGUUAAGCUGAUAGGGAAAGGGGGAUUGACUUAUAUACUUCAGCAUAGGCGAGGCGACCAAGAAAAUGUAGAAACAGAUCGUCCCAGCUUCAGGAAACAAUGGAGCUCAGCUGCUCACAUAUAUCAAGUAAAAAUUGGAUAAUAUGUGGGUAUACCCAUACCCUACUUGGUAGAUCGAUUUCUACCCACGCCUUCCACAUUGCACAUGGGUAUGUAUCUGGGGACUCGGUAGUCGGUGCAGGACUAAACAAAGCUAUGCUCAUAUUGGUUUCAUCUACUUUAAUGUGAAGAUGCACAAUGCUCUUUCAAAUAAAUGUUUCUAAACAUUAGUUAAGUGUCUUAUAUCUAAUUUGUAGUAUGGCCGGUACUGUGUGUUACCAUUAUCUAAAAAAUCUAAUUUGUAGUAGAGCUAUGUUUCUAAGUUUGUCCAUAAUGCACAUUUGUAGCUCAUCUUUGUUUUUGGUUGUAGAAUUCAUUGGUUCCAUAACAGUUUGGACAUUUCUUCUGUUUAAUUUGUAUGUGAACCAUACAAAGGUUAACUUUAUGAACCAUGCUUUGUAUAUUUGUGAUAUAGAACUGGAGGUAAUUUGUAACUUAUGUCCAGAUGUUAUUUGAUAUUAAGAAGCAUCCAAGAAAACUUGAGCGAAGUAAUCCAACAACAUAAUCAUUAUGUCUAUGAGGUGUCUGUCUUUGGUGAGAAGUAUGAGGUUGCAAAAAAGGUGAACAUCAAACUUGUUAAUCACCAGUGGUUGGAAGACUGCUUAAAGGCAUGGAAAAUUCUCCCAGUCAGUGAUUAUAGCAAAAGUAGUUGGGAGCUAGAAUUAAUGGAUACACAUGCCAUUGACUCUGAACAUGAAGCAGAAGCAUCAGAACCAAGGUCAUUGAACAAUAGGCCCAGUGUCAGUGGUAACAGAGAGGUGGUGGUAGGAAGGAAUUCGAACACUCCUGUUCAUAUCGUAAAUACAGAAGAUGACAACAGCAAGACACAUGGCAUUAGAGGCCGAAUCAGUGCUAACUCUACGGUUGCAGUUUCUGCUAAUGUUGAUGUGUUUGGACCCAUUCAAAGUCCUUCUGUUCAUAUCAUGAAUAUAGAAGAUGCAGACAUCAAUACCCAUGAUAUUACAGGCCAAGACAAUCCUGACUCUAGUUUGUUGCCAAUUUCUGCCAAGGUUGAUAUACUCGCUCCCAUUCAAUCUUCUGGUGAAAAGAGAGACACUGUAAGAACCACAAAUAGCCCAAAUCUGCAGGAAGUUAAAGAAAAAUAUGUUGGUGCAAGGACACAGGACCUUGCAAGUGGUGUUCUAGGUCCUCAAAGCACAAGCAAAAUGCCUGUUUUUAGAAAUCAUGUAGAUACCUUAAAUGGGACCCUGGACGUUCUAAAAGGCCAUACAGAUCAUGUUUCUCGAAAAUAUUCUGCCAGCCAUGAUCAGACUGAUGUUGCUGAAGUCUUAUUGACCAGUCCUUUGAGAGGAAAUCAGUCUGUGGACGAGCUCGAUUCAUCAAAAGUUGACAGAUGGCAACAUCAGGAGAAGGAUAGACCCUCAGGUAGUCAUAUCACAGCAGCUGGUUACUUAAAUGCCGAUGCCAAGCUCAACAAUCAUGAGUUCAAUCCGAAGCCUCGUAGUGAUUCCAUGUCUAACUACAUCAAGAACACAAAUAACUAUAAAAAGACCUCUCGGAAUUCAUUUUUACAGGAAGGGUAUUCAGUUAACCAUAUGGUAUCACCUCAGAGGGCUGAAGAAAGCACACUGAGAGGUUACUCCAAUCUUUCUACAUUAGAAACAAGACAGCAAAAGGUUAUUCAACCUGCUGAUGUUCAGAGCAUUGCAGGCAAUGAAAAUCCUAAGCGUGAGGAUGGACUAGAUGGUGCAUGUGCUCAGAAAAGGAAGAGCUUGGUCUCCCCAGCUAGCAUAAAUUUGCAAACGGAAGAUUUGGCGUCAGAAACUGGUCCUUUAGAUUCUCCAUUUGUGAGUAGAGUGAGUGAUGCAUCUGAAAGGAUAAUAAAUCUAGUUGAAGCUAAUGCUGUUAAUUUGGGAAAGGAACGCUCUAGCUUUUCUACAAGCAGACAAGCAAGAUCUAGGAAGACUUCUCUCAAGCAUGGUGGUCCCAUCAAUGGAAUCAAACUUUCUGAAUAUUCUUCAAGUGAUAAGAAUGUAAAAUCUUUACAGAAAGGAAGGAUGUCAUUCAAAGCAAUGACAGAAAGUAAAUGUGCCAUGAGUUCUUCAGCCACUGUUCAAGAUGGAAAAACAAGUGCAGGUUUCCCGUUUCAGGAUAAGGAUGGGGAAAGUACACACAGUAGUGGUAAUGCAGCAAAUCAAGAUUGCUUGAAUGAGAUAGGAAAUGCCUUCACAAAGGAUCCGGCACAUGACAAAUCUGUGCACAGUUCAAAUAAUUCACAAGUUGUGCCCUCUUAUAGAAAUGCCAGCAGUAGGAUAGAAGAUCCAGUCAAAGUUAAUGGUAAUGAAAUGGCAGUGGCAUCAAAUUCUGAACUUGAGAAGGUGGUGUCUGAUGCCACUGUGAAAGAAAGCACAAAACAAUUUCAAGACACUUCAAGGAAUGUCCAGGCUGAAACGAGUUAUUCAAAGAAAGCACCAACUACUAUAAGAAGGAAUGCAGGUGUCAAGAGGCACCGGAGCGCUGAUAUCGAGGCUGAAGGGUCAGUUAUCAACAGUGCUAAGAAAGUUGUUCCUGAAUCCUGGCCUGCCAAAGGGUCAGUUAUCAACAGUGCUAAGAAAGUUGUUCCUGAAUCCUGGCCUGCCAAAGUGAUUCAUGGUGAGCAUGCUGACCCAGCCUCUAAAAAUGGCUACAGCACAUCAUGUGCAGCUGAACUCAAAACAAAUCGUCCAAAGAAAGCAUUGAUCUGUAGAGUGACAAAUACUGUUGCAAAGAGGACACGGGGUGCUUGCGCCAAGAAAGAUGAUGCACGGGUAAGUUCUAGUUUGGAGUUCAGUAAAGUGACGUCUCAAGAAAAUUUUGAGAUAAUCUCUCCCAAAAAACUUGACACUGCAAAUGCUGAUGAACAACGAAGAAAUUCACCUAAGAAAAUACAGAACACCAGAGUAAGGAAUAGAGCCACGAAGAGGUCAUGGAAAUCUGACACCAACAUGAGCAAUGAUACAGUAAUGGACAAAGCUGAGACAGUGGCUGCUGGUGCAUUGUCUGAUGACUUGCUUCCCACAGACAAUGUUGAAGACUGGCCUAAAAAGCUUUCCAGUCAUGGAAGUGUUAGUGACUGUGAAACACUUUCUCCAAAAACCAUAUCAAAGGCCAGAAUUAGGAAUGCAGCUUCCAACAGGAAAAUAAGAACUGUAGACCACAAGUCCGGCGACAAGUUUGGCAAAAUUGGUAGUGCCGUUAAGUCUGAAACAAAAGCUUUUUCAUCAAACAGAACCGAAGGGAUUUCAUGCAAUAUCAGCAAAGUAAUUGCUGAUCCAGACUCCGAGAAGUCCAACAAGGAUGUGGUAAGAGAGGUGUCGGGGCUGUUUUGCCAAGAUUCUUGCACGAUAGACAAGCAAGGAUCAUACAAUUCUAAGUUGAGAAGCAGCACAAGGAACAAAGCUCCGACUCCAGAUCAUGAAAAGGAGAACAGACUAGGCUCUAGUGAUCUCAACUCUAAACCAAACAGAACUGGCAGUCUGCGUUCCAAAUCUGAUGCAAAAUCGAUCAAGAAAAACACGCGUGUGCUCAGUAAGCACCAAAGGGGAAAUAGAAGUGAACCUUGCACCUUGAUCACGAGCAAACCUGCAUUGUUUAUCUUAAGUGGAAAUAGUGAGCAGAGAAGGGGUUAUCGCUCGAUACUUAGACGGCUGAAGGGGCGAGUUUGUAGGGAUUCACAUCACUGGUCAUACCAAGCAACGCAUUUCAUCGCUCCAGACCCUCUGAGGAGAACCGAGAAGUUCUUUGCAGCGGCUGCAGCUGGCAGGUGGAUACUGAAGAGAGAGUACUUGACCGCGUGCAUUGAGGCCGGCAAGUUCGUGGACGAAGAACCGUUUGAAUGGUUCGGCACAGGCUUCAACGAUGGACGAACAAUCAGUUUCGACGCUCCCAGGAAAUGGCGAAACAUAAGGCAGCAGAUGGGCCAUGGCGCCUUCUACGGAAUGCAGAUCGUUGCCUACGGACAGUUCAUAUUACCAACUCUGGACACAGUAAAGCGUGCAGUAAAGGCCGGCGAUGGCGCCGUUUUAGCAACAUCGCCGCCAUACACCCGGUUCCUAGACUCUGGAGUCGACUUCGCCGUGGUAUCAGAGAGCAUAUCACGAACAGACGCGUGGGUCCAGGAAUUCAUCAGCCACGGCAUUCCCUGUGUCAGCGCCGAUUACCUGGUCGAGUACGUGUGCAAGCCGGGCCAGCCCCUGGACCGGCACGUUCUCUUCGAGACGAACUGCGUGGCCAGCAAGUCCCUGGAGAAACUCACGAAGAAGCAGGUAGAGAUGGCAACGGCGGAGAAGUCGGAACCGUCGGAAGACGACGAUCCGGAGGACCUGAGCUGCUCGGCGUGCGGCCGCAGGGACCGGGGAGACGUGAUGCUGAUCUGCGGCGACGAGGCCGGCGAGGCCGGCUGCGGGAUCGGCAUGCACAUCGACUGCUGCGACCCUCCCCUGGACGCCGUCCCCGACGACGACUGGAUGUGCCCCAGGUGCGCCGUGCCGGAGCCCGAGACCGAGACGAAGCAUGCUAGAGGCACCGAACGCAGGGGCAGAGGGUCCAGGCGAAGGUGAUCUUUCUGUACGCUGUGUGGUGGUCUUUCCAUGGUGUGUGGAUUACACGCGCUUACUUAAUUGAACAAAAAUAAAUGUACUACACGAAUAGUUGGAGGCAUUGUAUGUUUUUAGAAAGAAAAACCUUGUAGAAUGCCGCACGCUUCUGCUGUCCGUUCUCGCUACCUCCAGCAGCUUACUCCCAAUAUGUACACGAUCUGUUGGCCCUAA
Messenger RNA from Zea mays, 4969 nucleotides. RefSeq lists its product as uncharacterized. The record is from RefSeq and is a predicted model, not a curated record. The transcript is spliced from 7 exons. Bases 638 to 4759 code for a protein of 1373 amino acids. NCBI's taxonomy places the organism in Eukaryota, Viridiplantae, Streptophyta, Magnoliopsida, Poales, Poaceae.